AUGGCAGAUGCUCCUCUCCCACCACAUACAGGCUACGCUUUCCCGGGCCUCUCCAAUAUUCACGCCUCCAUCUACCCAGCCAUCGACACUUCCACAAACCCCUCCCUCUCCCAGCCUGGGAAAGUCGUUCUGAUCACGGGCGCCGGACGAGGAAUUGGUCGAUCGAUAGCACUGCAAUACGCCACCGCCUCUGUAUCCUGCCUCAUCCUCUGCGCUCGGACAAAUAGCGAGCUAGAUGAAGUGGAAUCUCGUGCUAAGGAAAUCAAUCCCAGUGUCCGGGUCAUGAAGUUUCAACUCGACGUCACGAGCGAAUCCGCCGUGAAGGCGUGUUUCGAAGCUGUGCGUGCCGCAGAAGG
This is a messenger RNA of Lindgomyces ingoldianus, 356 nucleotides long. RefSeq names its product NAD(P)-binding protein. Gene Ontology annotation, molecular function: oxidoreductase activity. The annotation marks the transcript as partial. NCBI's taxonomy places the organism in Eukaryota, Fungi, Ascomycota, Dothideomycetes, Pleosporales, Lindgomycetaceae. The record is from RefSeq and is a predicted model, not a curated record. Gene Ontology annotation, cellular component: cytosol. The transcript has a single exon.